This is a messenger RNA of Phyllostomus hastatus (greater spear-nosed bat), 916 nucleotides long. RefSeq names its product SCAN domain containing 1 (gene SCAND1). Bases 130 to 669 code for a protein of 179 amino acids. NCBI's taxonomy places the organism in Eukaryota, Metazoa, Chordata, Mammalia, Chiroptera, Phyllostomidae. The record is from RefSeq and is a predicted model, not a curated record. The transcript is spliced from 2 exons.
CCAAGCUCGUCUUGGAGACCGCCCCGGACCCUUCCGUUUUAGUCAGGCUCCAGCGGUUCGCUGCGGUCGCGCAGACGCAGUGCUGAACCCACAACCGCAGAACAAAGAGCGACGUCCAGAGCCGGAGUCAUGGCGGCGACCGAGCCGGGCUUGGCGACCCUUGGGCGUACCGCGAUGCUGCGAGAGAAAGAGGAGGGAGCUGGCGGGAGCUCAGACCCUCAGCGUAACCCUGCGGGUUCCUCGUCCACUCCUGAGGCUCCAGAGCCUGCGGCCGAACCCUCCAGCCACAAUGCCUCUGUCCCCGAAGCCAUUCCCCCAGAUCCCGCGGCUGCCUCCGCGGCCCGGGAGCUGCUCCUCGAGCCCCCACCCUUAGGGUCCGCACCGCAUGGUGAAGCCGCUCCGUGCCUCCCUCCAGGCCCUGGCGGCUCCCGGCCUGGCCCGGAGACGUUCCGCCAGCGUUUCCGACAGUUCCGCUAUCAGGACGCGGCGGGCCCGCGAGAGGCGUUCCGGCAGCUGCGGGAGCUCUCUCGCCAGUGGCUGCGACCCGACAUCCGCACGAAGGAGCAGAUCGUGGAGAUGCUGGUGCAGGAACAGCUGCUCGCUAUCAUGCCCGAGGCGUUGCGGGCCCGCCGAUUGCGCCGCCGCACGGAUGUUCGUAUCACCGGCUGAGCUGCGGGAGGCCUGGUCCGGGGCGCUCUCUGGACUGGGGGGAGCCAUAAUCCUGCUCGGAGGCCUGAGCCUGGUUCCUCAAUCCGCGUUAAUGAAAAACGAGCUUUUUGGCAGCUUGUGUAGUCUGUUGUGGCCCUUUUCGUUCUUUACUGGGUAUAUUUUCCCGAGCGUAUUUCCAGUCUUCUUUCUGGCUUGUGUUGACCCCAAGUUGGGAGCCCAUGAGAAUAAAGCCUUUGUUUCCUAUUCA